Messenger RNA from Symbiodinium necroappetens, 2718 nucleotides. NCBI's taxonomy places the organism in Eukaryota, Dinophyceae, Suessiales, Symbiodiniaceae. The record is from the annotation of a GenBank genome assembly.
GAGGCAGAGAGGGAGAUCAUAUCCGUCGCAAAGCCGGAGAUGCCUCCGCUGCAGCCCGAUCACAAGUUCCACCCUAUGACCAAGGAUGUUGGCCUCGAGGCUAUGUGCCCAUCUCAUUAUGGGAGGACCACGGCGGACUUCAUGUGUCGAUAUCUUCGGCGAACUGAAGAUGAUCUGAAGCAGGCCUUGGGUCAGAUGGAAUUCAAAAGUGUGGGGGUGCUGUGCGACGCAUCUCCCAAGGCAAAGAUGGAUGCCACUAGCCUGCAACAGCCCAAAGCCCUCAACUGCAUCAAGCAAGACCGGCUAGCUAGCCGGCAAGAGCUGAAGGCUGUGGUCAACAUCCUCAGCCAUGUCGGGAUGUCUAUGGAUGCCUUCUUUCCAAGGAACCCCUUGACUCCAAAAGCUUGCGAGAGGGAAGAGAGGCAGGUGCAUAAGGUGAACUCCCAGAACCUCGCUUUCAUCUAUGACAAAGAGUCCGGGCAGACUCGCUUUGACAUCCCCAUGCACUCCGCCUCGGAGGACGUCCGCCUCGUGUUAUGUGCUGAUCAAGGAUCACCACUCCACACCUGCUUCCAAUUCCUAGCCCACGCGGGAGCGAACAUUUCCUUGAUCCGGGACGAGCUGCUGCUUGGAAUGACGAUGCUGUGUGGAUGGCUCUUUCGGGCGAAGCCCGGCGACCUAUUGAUGCAAAUGUUCCAGCGAGAUAUCUUGAAAGAGAACGAUUUGGAGGAGACGAGCGACGAGACUCUGAACUUCAGCAGGGUGAUAGAGGUGCUGACCAGCGAGGAGUACUUUGCCCUCUUCCGGAUUGCCCGGAACGUCCUCGAACUUGAUUCGGAAACCAAGCAAAAGACCACCAACCAAAAGAACGCCCUGCACGACCACACGCUGAAGAUGAACGGUGAAGCCCUCGAAAACACCCUGGCCGAACUGGUCACGGCGACCUGCAGCAGCAGCAGUCUGGGCAUGCUCCCAGACAUCGCAGUCUCUGGAGAGGAACUGAAAGUGAAGUUUCGCAGAGCCGACUCGCUCUGCAGUGCACUGAAAGAGGGGCACACGAUGCUCCUUGCAAGCAUACACGAGAUGAUGCAGUACGUUCUCUACCUUCGGAGCUCUCCCGCGAAAGCGGCCGCUUUGCUGUCGACGGUGGAGGACGAAACGACUAAGGACGCCGUUCUGAAGGCCCUGGAAGAAGAGUGGCGACUGCUGCUUGCUUUGGAAGGCAGCCCUGCCGGAGCAAUGCUGCUUCGGCAGCACUGCAGCUUUUGCUCCUUCCAGCAAUACCGAGAGGUCAUGACAGUGUACGAAAAGAACGACUGGAAGGUGACCCCAGAAACCACGGCCCUCACCGCGGCCUGGUUCCCGCAGAUGGCUUGGUCGGCAUCCCUCGAAUCCAUUUUCGGAGAUCUUCAAGACGCGACAAAGCGGGCUGGCCGCAGUGACUGCGGCUCCCUCCCCAACCUGUUCGCUGUUGGGGUACGGUCUCUGCAGAACAGGCUUUGUGUGCAGGAAGGCUCUACGAGUCCCGUCAAGCUGGAGGCAGGCGACUGGACGGGAACGCAAGCUCUCGGAGUGAAACCGAAAGCUUUCAACCCUGCCUCUGCACCAGCUUGCAAGAAUGUGGUGGUGGACAACAUCUUGAAGCCGUUUCCCAGCACGACUGCUUUCUUCCACAACCACCACUGCCUCAACUUCAUGCAGGGCAAGAACCCCACGGACGAAGCCGCGAACUUCUGGGUCCAGGCUUGCUUCUCGACUGGCAUGCUGUUGAAGUACUCUGGCCAGUUUUACUUGGCCACGGGCAGCACGCCAGCCGUUCUCACCGUUGUUCGCUUGAAGGAGCUCCCCUUCGUCUUCACGGGCUCUCUCCCGGCGGAGACGAACGACGAGACACGAAUGCCUCGCCAGAAGCUGGACGAGGUAGACCUGAUGAGCCCGACUGAGAGCACACGUGCUCUCGUCUUGGACGUGGGAAGGACCAUGGUUCAGCAGCUCCGCUUCGACUACGAGGAGGUGAAGCUCUUCGCCUACACUGUGCACGUCUGCGAGGGCCAUCUCGCAAACAAGUGUGGCUCGGCCUUGUUGCUGAGAAGGGGCCCUCAAGAGUUUUGCUUGCUUUGCUUCUUGGUGCACUCAGAGCUCAUCCUCUUGAGCUCUAGUGCCUCUUUGACGGAGUUGCUGCUGAAGCAUGACAUCCAGAUGCCCAAGAACUCGACGAAAGCUCAGAAGGUGAGGCGAAUCUUGGGAAUGGACAAGGUCAAAGAGACUUGUGCUGCAAGCAAGAUCGCGAAGCUGCUGGCUUCCCUUGAUGAAGCAGAUGCAAAGAAGAGAAACAAAGAGAAAGAGAAAGAAAAGAAGGACGACGAUCUGGACGAGGCAGCAGAGAUCGAAUGGGAGGAGCUGCAGGAAGAUCCUGCUGCACAGGCCUGCAGGGAGCUGCUUCAAAGGCUCGACGAGGAGGAAGAGAGAGAAAGAGAAGAGGAGGAGAAGAAGGAGGGCGAAGCUGCUCUCCAGCAGCCGACGGAGCAGCAGCAGCGAGCAUCCCGAGCGAUGCUCUCCACGACUGCCUCUCUCCCCGAUGAUCUGGUGAAAUCAAUGCCCAUCCCAGAUGGGGCGGCCAUGCACCAGACCAUACAUUCUGAUGCUACACUACCGCAUUUUCAAGGACGUUUGCUCGCCAACUGCUUUUUCGAAGGCAAGCCUCUCGCCUGCACCUAA